Molecule: messenger RNA, 1903 nt
Organism: Coffea eugenioides
Lineage: Eukaryota; Viridiplantae; Streptophyta; Magnoliopsida; Gentianales; Rubiaceae
Exons: 3
Coding region: 352-1533 (393 amino acids)
Source: RefSeq, a predicted model, not a curated record
CCCUCCUCCCCGACUUCACACUUUCUUCCUUUUUUCUUUUAUCUAUAGCAUAUAUUUUUUCCCCUUUUUUUGUCAAAUUGAACUUAAAGAAGAAUUUAAUACACAUGAAAAAAACACCCCGUUGAAGCACCAGAUCACCUACUUUCCUACCAGAUCUAAGGGACCCCCAAUCCCCAAUCCCAUUUUUCUCCUUUCAACAUCUAUGUAGUUAGAACAAUACUUGUGAAAAUUGAUCCAUUAACUAUUGUUUUUCAUGCUAGAAUGCACGAUUCUUAACAGGAAUUGGCCAACUGGAUUCCUUUUUUCUUUUUGUUUUUCCGGGGAAUUAGGAAUUUUGGUACAGAAAUUGGGAUGGUUAGGAGAAUGAAUGGAGGAGGGUUCGGAUUUGGAGAUUAUUAUGAUGAGGUGGAUCGAUCCACGGGAAUGGCGUCCUCUUCUUCGUCGUCGCCGUCGUCAUCAUCAACGCCGGCCAAAAUUUUUGCUGUGAAUUCACCUCCGCCGACGGCGGCCGUGGGUGUCGGUGGUUAUAUAGAACACACGGUUUCUAAAUUUGAUACGCUUGCCGGUGUCGCUAUCAAAUACGGUGUAGAGGUGGCUGAUAUAAAGAGGAUGAAUGGCUUGGUGUCAGAUCUCCAAAUGUUUGCUCUAAAGACGCUUCAAAUACCAUUACCAGGAAGGCAUCCUCCAUCACCCAGCUUAUCGAAUGGUUUGGAUACACAAGGGCCACGUGGCUGUGAGAAGACUCAACCCACCCGCAGGCACUCUGAUUUAUUUGACUCAUUUCAGUCACUGAAGUUGACGCCUUCUCCUCAGCGGAAGGUCUCUCCAGCCAUGAGCAGUUUACAAGGUUAUUAUGGUCUUAAACCAGCAGAGGAGAAAUCUGCGUCAGAAGGCUUUGAAAUGGCUGUGUAUUGGAAAGGUGGAGCUCACUAUUUAGAGGAUGGGCCAUUUGCCAGGCCUUCCAGUAAUCUGAACCCACCACUGAGUCAUCAUAGAAAAUCUAAAAGUGAAGCUAAUGGUUUUGCUACAGAAAAUGGUCACCUAGAUGAUCAUCUGUCUGCUCAAGAAAGUACCGAUAGUGACUCGGAUAAUUGGAUUGAAAAGCUUCUAGUGCGAAGGCGUCAGAAAUCUGAGGCUGAUUUUAGUUCUCGUACUCCUGAGAAGCUGCUGAAGGAGGAUAAUAGCGGUGGUAGUGGCUUUUCAGCAAUUACUGGUAAAGGCUUGGCUUUGAGACCCAAGUCAACUAAUCGAACUCUACCUGGAGCUGAAGCUGAAGCAGGCUUGCCAAACCCUAUUCCUAUAGGUUUGGGGGAAUCUUUUGUAAUUGACAGUCUUAGUGGCGUGAGGAAAUCAUCAAGUACAUCAAGUUUGCAAGAUUCAGAGAAUGGCACUUUGUCAUCCCUAUGGCCUACAACAAAGUGGAGCUUGAAGCCAGAUCUGCAGGCCCUUUCCUCUGCAGUGAUUACGAGACCAAUCUUUGACGGUUUACCUAAGCCCAUAUCUGGUCGUAGAAACAAAGCUGCACUUGAUUAGUACAAUUCCUUGAGAUGAUUGAUUGGUUUAUUAUCUUUCGAAUUUUAACGAGGCAUCCACAGUUGGACACGGAGGAAUGGGGCAGAAAAACAGAGAUAAAGCAAUAUUUGAUUAUUCCAUGAAACAGCCCUUCAGUUUUGGCUGAAAGAUGUUCACUGUUUCCUUUGAACGAAGUUCGGAGUUAAAUGUUAGGACCGAAAAUUUUAGUCAGCAGCAGAAUGCUGCCAAUGUGUUACUGUGUUUUUGGCAGGAUUUGUUAUACAAUGCAUUAUGCAUAUUGAAAGUUAUAGAAAAUGUAUAUCAAAUAGAUAGAGAUCUUAAUGCAAAUGAGGAAAGGAUGUUUUUAUAAAUGUAUUUAUACAUUCUUUUA